AUGGAGGACGAGUCAGGUCUGUGGAGGACGAGUCAGGUCUAUGGAGGACGAGUCAGAUCUGUGGAGGGCGAGUCAGGUCUGUGGAGGACGAGUCAGAUCUGUGGAGGGCGAGUUAGGUCUGUGGAGGACGAGUCAGGUCUGUGGAGGGUGAGUCAGGUCUGCAGAGGGCGAGUCAGGUCUAUGGAGGACGAGUCAGGUCUGUGGAGGACGAGUCAGGUCUGUGGAGGGCGAGUCAGGUCUGUGGAGGACGAGUCAGGUCUGUGGAGGGUGAGUCAGGUCUGCAGAGGGUCUGCGGAGGGAGAGUCAGGUCUGCGGAGGGCGAGUCAGGUCUGCGGAGGGCGAGUCAGGUCUGCGGAGGGCGAGUCAGAUCUGUGGAGGAUGAGUCAGGUCUGCGGAGGGAGAGUCAGGUCUGAGAGCGAGUCAGGUCUGCGGAGGGAGAGUCAGGUCUGCGGAGGGAGAGUCAGGUCUGUGGAGGGCGAGUCAGGUCUGUGGAGGGCGAGUCAGGUCUGUGGAGGGCGAGUCAGGUCUGCGGAGAGCGAGUCAGGUCUGCGGAGGACGAGUCAGGUCUGUGGAGGGCGAGUAAGGUCUGCGGAGGGCGAGUCAGGUCUGUGGAGGAUGAGUCAGAUCUGCGGAGGGUGA
Knipowitschia caucasica is the source of this 639-nucleotide messenger RNA. Lineage: Eukaryota; Metazoa; Chordata; Actinopteri; Gobiiformes; Gobiidae. The record is from the annotation of a GenBank genome assembly.